Messenger RNA from Durusdinium trenchii, 3129 nucleotides. NCBI's taxonomy places the organism in Eukaryota, Dinophyceae, Suessiales, Symbiodiniaceae. The record is from the annotation of a GenBank genome assembly.
AUGAAGAAGACGGCUCGCACCCGGGAGUCGCGAGGCAUCAUGAUGCGAGGCGGAGCGCCACCGGUGCGGGAGACGCGGCGGCGGCACAUCCAAGUGGCCCAGCUCCUGCCGAGCUCGGAGGGCGCUGUGGGCCUCCCUAUGCGCGUGGCUGAGUUAGGGGAAGAACUGGCCACCGCGCGACAGAAAGCCGUUCAGGAGGCGCAGGCUUUGGAACAGGCGGAGGCGAGAGAAGAGGCUGCAGCUGCGGACUUGCGGCGCUAUCGCCAACAUGUCACCGAGCAAGAGAGGUUGGAUGGCGAGGACAAGGCGGAUGAUCUGCAAGAGGAGGAGUCACAACUGUCGCUGCUGCAGGAAGAGUUGCAGCAGCAAUGCGCUGCGCUGAGGCCUCACUUGGCCGCGGCCGAACGCCGAGCCGAGCUGGCGGAACAGCGCAUGGCCAAGGGCCUGCGCGAUGUAAGCAGUGCCCAGCAGAGGCUCUUGGUGGCCAAGCAAGCUGCUCUUCAGCUUCAGCAGCAUCCCAAGGAUUUGGUGGCACCUGUGCCCUUGCUUUUGGACAACAAGGCUCAAGAGAUGGAGGAGAGAGCCUUGGAAGAGGAGCUCUUGUCUCUGAAGAAGGUGGAGGAAGAGACGCUGCAGCGGUUCGAGGCCGAAGAAGACGCAGCCCGCGUGCAAGAGGAAGAGCAUUUGGCACAAUGCUGCCAACUGGAAGAAGAGUUGAGAACAGCCGAGGCCAACAGGCCUUCAGAGCGCUUCCAGCGGUCCAAGGCCAAGCUUUCGGAGCUUCACGCGGACGCCGCUCAGUCACGGCGCUUGCGUGCCGACCUCUUGGCUCGCCUUGCGGCGCUGAAGACCCACCAAGAGAUGCAAAGCCGCCUCUUGGAAACACAACGGCUGGAGGUGCAGGCCUCGGAAGAGGCCGUGCUUCGAAGCAGCCACGAGGCCUUGCAAGCCGAAGACCAAGAGCUGCAGAUGGACUCGAAGCUUCGGAGCGCCAAAGGUGAAGUCCAGACCCUGGAGGCCUACUUGCAGCGCAGCAGCUCCGAACGGCAGCAGCUCCUCAAUGAGGUGUCUCUGGGGCGUCAAGAAGAAGCUGCCUUGGAGCAGGAAGAGCAGGCGCGACAAAACGCACAGCUGCGGCUGAGCCGAGAGCUGGAAUCGGCCCGCGCAGGCGCAUGGGAAGCAGAGGCCAAGAAGGUUGAGACCCGUCGGAAGGAGGAGGACCUGCGCGCCACACACGCACAGCUAGUCAGCGAACUGGCCAGCCAGGAGGCAGAGCUGGUCUCUGUGCAACGCGGCCACCGAGAACUCUCCAAGAGUGUGGGGACAACACUCCAGGAGCUUGAUGUGGCCCGCGAGGAAUGCCAGUCUGAGCAAACCAAUGUGGCGGCCUUGCAGGUGCGCUUGAGGCAGCUGCGGCCAUUGCAGAGUGCUCGACAAGAAGAGGCUCAUGAGAUGGAAGAGCAGCUGGAGCGUAUGCGCCAAGAGUUGCUCCAAAAGGAAAAGCUCCGUGCUGAAGCGGUUGAAGCGCAAGAAGAGCAGGCCCAGCAGGCUCAAAAUGCUGAAGACGCCGAGGCUGAAGCGACUUCCGCUCGUCAGAAGUUGCAGGAGGCCCGGCACUUGGAGUCAGCCGCGCAGAGGACCAUGGAAGAACUCCAGGCCCGUGAGAUGCGCUUGGCGCGUGCGGUGGAGCCGCUGGAGCAGCAAGAAAGGCAGCUGCGGCGAGAGGUGACGAUGCAGACGGAAGAAUUGGUCGAGGAGCAACGGCGCUUGGAACAGACCAAGCAAGGUCCCCGAAGCGUACGGAAUCGAUUGCAGGAGCUGACCGAGGAAGCCAGGUCAUUGCGUGAACACAUCGCAGACCUGGAGUCGGAUCAGCAAAGCCUGCAGCGUGCGGCGGACGUCGCCGGUGCUGGGCUACUGCAGUUGCAGCAAGAGGCGCAAGACUUGCAGCGGCAGCGCGGGGACAUGCAGUGGACCAUAGACAAGUUGCAGCAAGCCAUUGCCCAUCAGCAGGGAGAUUUGGCAGACGACACGCGCAGCACUUCUUCAGCCUUGGAUGCUUUACGGCUGGUGGAGGCUGAGGUGCAAGGCACCGCGAGCGACUUGUCGGAGCGCGGCAAGGAGGAGAAGACGGCCCUGGAGGAUUUGAGGCACAUGACUCGAGAGAACCAGUUGCUGCACCAGCAGCUGCGGCAGCACCGCUCGCGGGCACAGCAGCUGGACUCCGCCAGCAAGGAGCAUGAGGCUCAGCAUUUGCCGAUGCUACAGGAGCUUCGUGGGCGGGAGUUCCAGAGAGAUAGCCUUCUGGCAGCCUGCCAAGAGGCUGUCGAGGAGCGACAGCGUACUGAGUUGGCGGUGGACGCGCUCAAUCAGCAGGUGGAGUCCUAUGUCUCGGAGCUCCAAGAGCUCCAUGGCUCUUUUGAGCAGCUUCGGACCAAGGAGGAGGCGGCCCAAAGUGGCUUCCGAGACAAUGACACCGAAGUGGCCGUGUUGCGCGCACGGAUGACGGACGCCACGCAGCGCCUGGAGAUGCAGGAGUUCGCUGAGGAAGAGCUCCGCGCUGAGAGGUCGAAGCUCCGCUUGGCGGCCGGAGCCCAGCAGCGUUCCAUCAACGAGGCGGUGCUGGGCGCCCAGAGUGUGGCGGCACAGGCGGAAGCCUUGCGGAGUGAGGUGAAUGGUUUGCAGAAGGAAUUGGACCAGGCGCGCGAGCAGCUCCUCGACGAGCGACGUCGGGCGGACGAGGCUGCUCGGAGCCAGCGGAACUUGCAGGCUCUUUUGGCAGCACAAAGGCAGAUGCAGCUGCAGAAGGAGGCCGAGCGCGACCGCCUCCGCCGCACUGCCCUGGAGCACGGUGCGGGCGGUCUGGCGCUUGGACCCGAUGCCGACGACGAGACCUCGUCCUUGGAGCAGACCCUGGAGGACUUGGCGCAGCUGGAAAGCCAAAUGGCGAAAGAAGAGCAAUUCCUCGCAGAGGAGGCAGCUCGCCUGAGACAGCCGCAAAGGCCUCGAGCGACGGCGAUGUCGAGCGACAAAAGACGAGCGACGGCGAGCGGUGGAGCGAGCGGGGUCGUGGUAGGUUGGAGGCCCAGGGACUUCGGUGGACUAGUAGUGUCCUUGCUUCGUUCGUAG